This is a messenger RNA of Sorghum bicolor (sorghum), 756 nucleotides long. RefSeq lists its product as uncharacterized. The record is from RefSeq and is a predicted model, not a curated record. The transcript has 3 exons. NCBI's taxonomy places the organism in Eukaryota, Viridiplantae, Streptophyta, Magnoliopsida, Poales, Poaceae. The coding region runs from base 1 to 756 and encodes 251 amino acids.
AUGUGGUGGCUGAGACGUGAAGUAACAGAUGGGCCUCUGGCGGGCCGUGUUCCUCUGCAUUCAAUGCACCACCCUUUUGAGUCCAUCACUCCUAACGCGGCGCCGCCUUCCAAGUUCCUGCUGAAGAAAGAGGGUGAAGAUGAAAAGGUGCCGGCGAUCCUAAACAAGGAGUACUCGGCGUGGAUAGCCAAGGACCAACAGGUCCUGAGCUAUCUGCUUGUUUCCCUGUCGAAGGAGAUCCUUCUCCAAGUCUCCAAUGCCACGACGGCGUCCGAGGUGUGGGCAGGCAUAGAAUCUUUCUUUGCCUCCCAAUCACGUGUGAAGAUCAUCAGCACCGGGAUGGCCUUGGGCAAUGCAUCCAAAGGCUCAUCCACCGUCGCAGAGUAUUACUCCAAGAUGAAAACACUCGCCAACGAGAUGGCAUCAGCGGGGCGUCGCCAGGAGGAUGACGAGUUUGUGCCCUACAUCUUGAAUGGGCUCGACGAAGACUUUGAUGCCGUGGUGACAGCGGUUGCUGCUAGGGUUGAACCCAUCACACCUGGUGAGCUUUAUACUAAGAUGAUUAGUCAUGAACAAAGAUUGGAACUGCGCAGUGGAGGAUCUCAGUCCUCUGUCAAUCUUGCGUCGUGCUGUGGUCAUGGCGGAGGGAAUCAGAAGGGUCUGCGCCCUGGAUCUGGAUCUGGUGGUAACAACCAUCAGAAUCAGAAGGGCGGGUGGAACAACAACAAUGCCAACAAAGAUCAAGCUCCUUUUUAG